Messenger RNA from Manduca sexta (tobacco hornworm), 760 nucleotides. RefSeq lists its product as uncharacterized. The transcript has 4 exons. Lineage: Eukaryota; Metazoa; Arthropoda; Insecta; Lepidoptera; Sphingidae. Bases 37 to 465 code for a protein of 142 amino acids. The record is from RefSeq and is a predicted model, not a curated record.
GUAAAAUUGUGCAGUGGAAGUUAAAUAACAGGCAGCAUGAAAAGAAGCGCAAGGAUACUCAAAUUAGCAAGAAAUUGUGCAAAUAAAGAAAAUUCAUGUGACUUAUUUGAUUUAACGUUACCUUCAAAUCAGAAAAAUAAGGAAGAAGUAUCUCUUUCUAGUCCUGACGUUUCUGACACAGACUCAAAUUAUACCCCGCCUAUACAAGAUACUACUUCUGAUGAAUCUUGCAUAGACGACGAUAGGAUCUUGGAUAAAGCUUGCUCACUAGGUUUUGUACUUCAUGCAUCUACAGAAUCUCAAAAUCCUCAGAAAAACAACUCAUUAAUAGAACGUAAACCCUUAUCUGACAAAAACAUUGAGCAGUCUUCAUAUGUAAAAACUUCAUUAAUUAGUAAUGAUAGUGUUUUGAGUCACAUAAGUAAUUCACCCUGUGAUACUUUUGCUGUGGACAUAAAAUUUUAAAACCUGCAUCCUCACGGGCACAUAAAACAAACAAUGUUGUUUCGGAAGACAAUUCAGAUGUCGAUAUUAAUAAUGAUGCCCAAGAAGAAAACCUUACAAAUGAUGAUAUUAUAAUACCAAAGCAACAACCCAAAAGCAAACGUGUUAUUCGUGAUAGAGACUACUGUUUUUUCUGCGAAGGUUUAGUUUUAAACUUUGCAAGACAUUUAACUAGACAUCACGUGUAUGAACCUGAAGUGCAAAAAAUUUUAUCGAAAUCCAAAAAAAGUCAGGAGAGAAAAGAACUUAUCAUGGA